AUGAGAGUGGGUGACCCAACUCACCCUAGAAUUAUAUCAAUCAUGUGGACGGAAAGUUCUUUUUUAAAUUCAAUGAAUUUAUAUUUGGUCGUAGUAGGAAUGACUGGGUUAUUUCUGAACAUUUUCCCGUGGAUUGUUUGCUAUUCCAAGCUUCGUGCUCAGAGCCACCGAAGUAGUAGAGACGCGCUGUUAAUGUCACUUGUUUUGGUUGACUUUUUGACUGUCUGUGUUCCUUUACCAGUUUAUCUAUCAAAACACUACAACUGUCCAAGAAAUCAGAGGACAAGCUUCGUCGGAAGGCCAACGAUUUGCGAGAUUUUUCAUCUGAUGUUCGUCUGGCUCAAACUUGCUGCACUGUUUAUCAUAACAACGUUGAACUACACUUCAUACCUCGCUAUAACCGCGAGCGGAAUUUAUCGCAGCAUCGGAGACAGGAUUUCUUCGUCUUUAGCGUGCUCUAAAUACGAGUUGAGACAUCAAGAAAAGACGCACUCGACAAUGAUCAUAGCCAAUUUAGUGAUUGGAAUAGCUAUCGUAGCCUUUUUGAUCGCUUCUUUACCAUACAUUGGCCUUGGUCCAGAGAGCCUUUCACCACAAUCUACCCUAUUAUAUCAACAAAACUCUACGACAACUUUGUUUCAGUGUUCGUUGGAUCAAAUAAGCUACCCGCAAAAGAACAAAGAAUACACGUUCCUGUUUGCGGUUCUCAUGAGCAGUGCCGCUUGCUUCUUGCUUCAAGUUGUUCACAAUGUCCUGAGCUGCUUUAGUUGUCCGAAAUAUUCACUGGCAAAAACGGGCGCAUCGAGAACUUUUGCCAUUUACAACCGAAGGCUCGGAGCGGAAAGAGACUUUGCCAAACUUAUCUGCGUGUUGGGCCUGACCUUUCAUUUAACGUGGAUUCCGGUUAUGGUAAGUGGAUCAAUCUUGCUUGUGCAUUUGAGGCGUAUUUUGGUCUAA
Molecule: messenger RNA, 957 nt
Organism: Porites evermanni
Lineage: Eukaryota; Metazoa; Cnidaria; Anthozoa; Scleractinia; Poritidae
Source: the annotation of a GenBank genome assembly